CCCUCAUUUUCAUUCACUUUUAUUUUGUGUUUGAAAGUGUUUUCUUUUCAACUUGUUUUCUAUUGUGUUGGACUGUGGAUGUUUUGAACGUUACUUUCUGAGUUUAAUUCCACUCACUUCAGGAAUAACCUCGACUGUUACGUUGCAUCAAGAGGAUUCUUUUGUGAAAGACACAGACUUCUCUUCAACAAAGCCAAGGUUGGGCUGAUUUCAAACUCUCCUUAUUCUGUAUUCCAGUGGAUUUCUAGAUCACGAAAGAAGCUGAAGGCGGAUUUUAAGUGAAACCUAAAAGUUGUAUGAGGAAAAGAUCACCUGAUUCCAGCAAAUAUGGAAGGAAAACUCACUUGUGACCAGUGUGGGAAGACUUACACCCACAAGCAUUACUUUAAAACACACCUACGCAUCCACAGUGGAGAAAGACCAUAUGAGUGUGACCUGUGUGGGAAGACUUUCAUCAGAAAGGCGGUGCUCCAAAUUCACCUACGCAUCCACAGUGGAGAAAGACCAUAUGACUGUAAACAGUGUGGGAAGACUUUCACCCAGAGGAGUAACCUUACGACACACCUACGCAUCCACAGUGGAGAAAGACCAUAUGACUGUGAACAGUGUGGGAAGACUUUCACCAGAAUGAGUGGGCUGAAGAAACACCUAUGCAUCCACACUGGAGAAAGACCAUAUGACUGUGACCAGUGUGGGAAGACUUUUACCACAGCAAGUCACUUAAAAAGGCACCAACGCAUCCACACUAAAGAAAGACCGUAUGACUGUGACCAGUGUGGAAAGACUUUUGCCACAAAGGGUGGGCUCAAGGAACACCUACGCAUCCACACUGGAGAAAAACCAUAUGAUUGUGACAAGUGUGGGAAAACUUUCACCACAAUGGGUGGGCUGAAACAACACCUAACCAGCCACAGUGGAGAAAGACCAUAUCACUGUGACCAGUGUGGGAAGACAUUCACUUGUUCAAGUAAUCUAAUAAGGCACCGACGCAUUCACACUGGAGACAGACCAUAUGACUGUGACCAGUGUGGGAAGACUUUUACCACAGCAAGUGACUUAAAAGUGCACCUCCGGAUUCACACUGGUGAAAGACCAUAUGAUUGUGACCAGUGUGGGAAAACUUUCAACACAGCAGGUGACUUAAAUAGACACCAGCGUAUCCACACUGGAGAAAGACCAUAUCACUGUGACCAGUGUGGGAAGACUUUCAUCACAGCAGGUGACUUAAAAAAACAUCUACCCAUCCACUCUGAAAAAAGACCAUAUUUCUGUAACCAGUGUCAGAAGACUUUUCUCACACCAAGUUACUUAAAAAAACAUCAACACAUCCACACAGGAGAAAGACCAUAUGACUGUGAGCAGUGUGGGAAGACUUAUAUCACAGCAUGUGACUUAAAAAAACACCAACGCAGCCACACUGGAGAAAGACCAUAUGAAUGCAACCAGUGUGAGAAGACUUUUAUCAGAGCAAGUGACUUAAAAAAACACCAAUGCAUCCACACUGGAGAAAGACCAUAUGACUGUGACCAGUGUGGAAAGGCUUUCACUUUGGCUUGGAAGUUAAAAAGGCACAAACACAUUCACACUGGAGAAAAACCAUAUGACUGUGACCAGUGUGGAAAGAUGUUCACUAGAAUGAGUGGGCUUAAAGUCCACAAACGCAUCCACACUGGAGAAAGACCAUAUGAGUGUGACCAGUGUGGAAAGACUUUCACUUCGACUAGUAAGUUAAAAAGGCACCAACGCAUCCACACUGGAGAAAGACGAUAUGACUGUGACCAGUGUGGGAAGACUUACAAAUUCCUGUCUGCUUUAAGUACUCACCGCCGUGUUCACCCCUCAAAGUUGAUAUGUGAAUCAUCAAUGUCUGGACCAAACAGUACCUCAGCAUCAGAUGAGAAGAAGAAAACCAGUGUAUCUGAACCAGCAGCACCGACUUCUUCUGACAAGGACAUCAGACUUCAAAACCUCCAGAUCAGGCUUCACAGGAUCCAGAUGUGA
Messenger RNA from Sphaeramia orbicularis (orbiculate cardinalfish), 2001 nucleotides. Its product is annotated as zinc finger protein 420-like. Gene Ontology annotation, molecular function: DNA-binding transcription activator activity, RNA polymerase II-specific; RNA polymerase II cis-regulatory region sequence-specific DNA binding. The coding region runs from base 328 to 2001 and encodes 557 amino acids. The transcript is spliced from 4 exons. Gene Ontology annotation, biological process: regulation of transcription by RNA polymerase II. The record is from RefSeq and is a predicted model, not a curated record. Lineage: Eukaryota; Metazoa; Chordata; Actinopteri; Kurtiformes; Apogonidae. Gene Ontology annotation, cellular component: nucleus.